CAUAACUACUUCCUCCUAGUACUAUACAAACACCUUUCUCUCAAAAUCUUUCACACAUUUUCAACAUAUAUAUAUAAAUGGCUGCUACAUCAGUUUUCAGUGCAACUCCAGUCACAUUAUUGACCCUCAAUAACAAAACCAUCAACUUUUCUUCACAAUUUUGUAUCAAGAAAAACACCAUCAGGUGCAUGUCCUCUCCUCAAGAUGGCUCAAGCACCCCAACUACUGAUGGUUCUGCCAAACCAAUAAUUACAUCAUCAUCAUCUAACCCGACCCCAACGCCAAUGAGUUCUUCUAUCCCACCACCACCGCAACCAGCUCCUAAGGUCCCAAAAGUCAGCACCAAGUUUAAUGACUUGUUUGCAUUCAGUGGACCAGUGCCCGAAAGGAUUAACGGGAGGUUAGCCAUGAUUGGGUUUGUGUCCGCAAUGGCUGUGGAGCUGAGCAACGGUCAAGGUCUGUUUACCCAGAUAUCUAACGGAGGACUAACGGUGUUCGUCGGUACAAGCGUUGUGUUGACAUUGGCGUCGUUAGUGCCGUUGUUUCAAGGGGUGAGAGCCGAGGCCAAAUCAAACGGAGUGAUGACGUCAGAUGCCGAGUUGUUGAAUGGACGCGUCGCCAUGUUGGGUCUGAUUGCUUUGGCUUUCACGGAGUUUGUUACUGGAAGUGCCCUUGUGUAAUUUUGUUAUUUUGACAGACACUAGCUGAAUUGAAGCAUAGAUAUAGAAGAAAGGUGUUUCCCAAUGCAUAUUCAAAAAUUUGAUGUAUAUAUAUAAAGGUUUUGUAUGAUUAUGAUUAAAUGCAUCUCUCA
This is a messenger RNA of Erigeron canadensis, 811 nucleotides long. RefSeq names its product early light-induced protein 2, chloroplastic-like. The record is from RefSeq and is a predicted model, not a curated record. Lineage: Eukaryota; Viridiplantae; Streptophyta; Magnoliopsida; Asterales; Asteraceae. The transcript is spliced from 2 exons. Bases 78 to 680 code for a protein of 200 amino acids.